Messenger RNA from Sipha flava (yellow sugarcane aphid), 2628 nucleotides. Its product is annotated as probable tubulin polyglutamylase TTLL2. NCBI's taxonomy places the organism in Eukaryota, Metazoa, Arthropoda, Insecta, Hemiptera, Aphididae. The record is from RefSeq and is a predicted model, not a curated record. Gene Ontology annotation, molecular function: tubulin-glutamic acid ligase activity; tubulin binding. Gene Ontology annotation, biological process: protein polyglutamylation; microtubule cytoskeleton organization. Gene Ontology annotation, cellular component: cilium.
UUUUACGGCCCGCAAAACCAUAAAACCGCGUUUCCUCGGGCGCGACGCUCGCGAAUUCGCUACUCUCAUCCGUCGACGUCCGCGCCGACAUGCCCGUGCGCGCGCAUUUCGUGACGACGUUCGCCGGGUCGUCGUCGUAUCGCCGCGCCGCGCGAUAGCGGUGAAAAUCAUUGCUGCCGUCCGUCGCCACCGGGAAAAACCACCGAAUGGAGCGCAUCAUCUCCAUGGUCCGCACAGGUUAUUACACGGAUCUGAUUGCACGGAUCUAGAGGAUCGGCAAUAUGUCAUCCACCGCACCUGAAGAUAGACCCUUCAUAUUCCGAGUUAAUGAGAACGGCACUGGCCCGGCCCUAAUCAAACAGGUGUGUCAAGAACGUGGUUGGAAGGAAUACGAAGGCACGAAGAACGGCGACUCUACGUGGUCUGCGUGGUCGGUGCCCGCGGACGAAUAUUGGAACUUGUGGUGGAAAUCAGCCGGAUUCUCAUUGUCGCACUAUAAACAUCAGAAAAUAUGGCAGUUUAGCAACCACAUACCUAGUGGAUCAACAUUGUGUCGGAAAGAUAACUUGUGGCGAUAUUUGAAACGCAUGAAGAAUAUUUUCGGCUCAUCACUCUUCGAUUUCAGUCCAGACUCAUACAACCUACCACUUGAGUAUACAAAACUGGCAGCCGAAUGUAGUCACGAUUCUGACAUCGGCGAAAAGUCAAUUUGGAUAUGCAAACCUGUCGGCAAAAGUCAAGGAAAAGGCAUAUCUUUGAUUUCGCAAAUUGGUGAGUUGGUCUACGAUACCAACAUCGUAGUACAGAAGUACGUGAAAAAUCCGAUGCUGAUUGGCGGGUACAAAUACGACCUACGGCUGUACGUUCUAGUGCCGUCGUUCCAUCCGCUCACCAUAUACAUGUACAGGGAAGGUCUAACCCGGUUCAGCACUGACAAGUAUUCACUGAACAACCUAGACAAUCUAUUUGCACACCUGACCAACAGUUCGAUCAACAAGCUAGGCCCAAACUAUUCGGAGACCAAAGAAAAAAUAGGAUUGGGGUGCAAGUGGACACUCCAACAACUCCGACAAUACAUCCGUCAAUCCGGCAUAAACGAUUGGCUGCUGUGGCAAAAGAUAUCCGUACUUGUCUGUCUCACAUUGGCCAGUCAAUGUACAAGCAAAGGUAUACCGAACACGUCCAAUUGUUUCGAGCUUUAUGGUUUUGACGUACUCGUCGAUUCCGAUCUCAAACCCUGGCUGCUAGAGGUAAACCUGAGUCCGGCACUCGGGAACGAUUGCGACGUGGACAACCAGGUGAAAAGGCCGCUGUUGCACGACAUGUUCGACUUGCUCGGGCUACCGAUGUGCAAUACGGGUCUGUCGCUGUUCCGCAUGGCGUGCCGGUCGGCGUCGGGCCCGAGGUUCGGCGACGGUGGUCGACCGUCGGCCCUGGCCGCCGCGGCCACGGAAAAGUGGAAGUCCAAACGGAAGACGAACAUCAACAACAACGACAGCAAUACCAGUAACCACAACAACAACAACAACAAAAACUACGACGCACUGAUGACGUCAGCGCCGCAGCAACCGUCAGCGCCGCGUCAACCGUCGUCCCUGCAGUACGGUGCUGGCAAGCAGCGCGGCGCGAACGUGCAGCUGUCGUCCGCGGACACGUGCGGCUCGCCGGUGUGGGGCAACGGCCAGGACUGGCGCAGGCCGGUGGACGCGGAGGGCGACUGGGUCCGGGUGUACCCGUUCGUGCCGGCCGCGGAGUUCGCGGCGCAUUCGCCGAGACCGCGAACCGGAUCGCGGCCGCCGUCGCAGCAGUUCACCGCCGGGCCCGGGUUCCCCUCGUCCGCGGCGGCCAACGAGAGCAACGCGGCCCGGGCCACGAUCAAGAACAUCCAGGAGUACCUGAGGUGCUGCAAAAAGGUGGCCAGGUCGUGCGAGGGCCUGACCGCGGCCGUGGCCGACGGCGAGCUCAACGACAAGCUGAAGGACCUGUUCCCGGGCGCGACCAAACCGUGGCUGCCGCCCAACUGAAAGACUAUACGGGCGCGCGGACACGCUCGCGCUACCUUAAGACGUGUGAACGUAUUAUUACGCGCACAUGCACGCACGCACGCGAAUUCGCACGCACGCGCACCGAUUGCUUUUCGGUUCCGUGACAACGCACUCGUGAUGUUACGCUUUCCGUUUUAUUAUGUUUGUCUUCUCCUCUUCUCCCGGUACACAUAUAAUAUAAUAUUUAACGAACACUUUAUUGCAAUACCGUUGUUCGAUGUUUAUUCCGUUCUGUACAGAACCGUUGUUAUGUUUUUUUUUUUUUUUUUUUUUUUUUUUAUAGAUUUACGGACAUUAUUCAUAAUAUUCUAUCAUCUCACGGACGUGUAUUUAUAUGUCGUUUUCGAUGGUAAUAUAUAUGUCUCUCGUGUAGCGAGCGAGCGAACCGGAAAAAGUUUUUUCGCCAAUAUUGUUAUUUGAAAAUUCGACACUGCCUUUGUCGUUAGUGUUUUGAAUAGGUACUUAUGAAGUUAUGUGUUCGCUUUACUACGUACGAGUCUGAAAUAUUAUACUAUUACUAUAUUUUUGUUGUUACGAGAAAUAUACGAUUAUUUUUGAGAACGGCUUGCUCAAUCGUAAUAAA